Molecule: messenger RNA, 2533 nt
Organism: Bursaphelenchus xylophilus (pine wood nematode)
Lineage: Eukaryota; Metazoa; Nematoda; Chromadorea; Rhabditida; Aphelenchoididae
Source: the annotation of a GenBank genome assembly
AUGCCAUCGGCUAAGAUUUUCGCUGUGGAUGAAAAUGAAGCCCCAUCGACUCCAUCCAAGUCAUCCAGAGGGUUCCGAUAUUUCAUAUUAUUCUUGACUAUGUGUUGCCUGACCUCAAUAUGCUCGAACGUGCUAGCAUUCAAUGUCACAAUGCUAUGCCGAGACGAUGGGAACAUGACGCACACUGUGACCGACAAGGCGGAGCAAAGUCGAAACUCAAAGCUACUGUGGGCAAUGUCAAUUGGAAGUAUCUUGUCAACGUUCCCGUUUAACUGGCUGUAUGGCCGCUAUGGGGCGAGAUGGGUCUUCUUUACGGCUGGUAAGUUAACAUAUGUUAUCUUUGUGUAGCUCCGAAGCUGUUCCGGAAAGCAAAACAGUCGAGAAAGAGAUCCAGGAGACGCCAAAUCUCGUAUCAAAAGGUAUCACAGGGACGAAAAAAUGCAGCCUCAUUUUUUCGUCCCUGUGAUAUCUUUUGAUAUCAAAAUUCGUGUCUCGUGGAACAACGGUCGGAAGUCCUGGUUCGUUCGAAAAGUUGCUGGAGUAAUUUCGGUGACAUUACAUAUUUCAUGUCGCCGAAAUCACCCCAGCGACUUUGCGAACGGACUUGUAUAUAAUGACGUUUAUUUCGGCUUCUAAAUCCAUUCAUAUCUUUGAUACAACCCCAAUAAGGAACAAAAAACCAAACUAACCCAACAUUUUCAGGUGUGAUCUCUUUCUCAAGUACGGCUCUGGUCCCCGCCGCCAAUGAUCUACACCUAUAUGCAUUUCUAGUGAUCAGAUUCUUCCAGGUAAUCCAUAUUCCCAUAUUUUGCCAAUAUGAAAGUCUCCUGUUUUACAACCUCUACUUUCAGGGCGUAUCAUUUGGAGCCAAUUUCGCGGCCAUUGGAAUGGUCUGUUCGCGAUGGGCAGCACUGGAAGAAAACGGGUUUUUCCUCUCGGCGAUGACCAUUUUCUCCCAAGUUUCGGCCGUCAUCACUAAUCCUAUUUCUGGAGAGGUAAGGAUCCUUUUUACAACUGAUUCCAAUUUUACACUCUGACUCGCUAAAAUAUACCGCUCAAUAUUUUAGCUCUGCGUCUCACCGCUUGGCUGGCGCUCCGUUUAUUACUUCCACGCGGCCGUUGGCCCAAUUCUCUUCGGUCUUUGGAUAUGGCUAUACACCGACUAUCCAGAACACCAUAAGAAAGUUAAUGAUAGUGAGAAGAGAAUAAUCAUGACUGGAAAGCAAAGCAAUGAGAGAAAAUUGGAUGGCUUCUUGCCUUAUAAGGUAAGCCCCGACUAAUAGCAAAGCCCGCCGUAAAAAUUCGUAUCAAUCCUCCCAUUAAUGUUCUCAAACCCGCAUUUUCAGCAAAUUCUCACCAACAAAGUGGUACUGGUCGUUUGGUUCAACGCAUUCGCCGAUAUUAUCUCAUCAAUUUUCUUGCUAACCUACUUCGCGACCUAUCUGAGAGACGUACUCGGAUAUUCGUUGGAAAUUUCGGCUACGCUGAGCAUGUUCCCACCCUUGGCUCAUAUUCCGUCUAAACUAUUUUUUGGUUGGGUUUCCGAUCGGAUAAAGUGAGGGCUCUAGCUCUAUCUGGAGGCUAUCCGCCAGAAAAAAUUGCUACAGUGACGGACCUGAUCCAGCGGCAAAAAAAGUACCAUUUUGCAUCCGGGAAGUAUCAAAAAAUGUAGCAAAAUGCCUCUCUCUCCAAGUGAAAAACUUUCGUUUUGAAGGGCGCGAUUUUGAAAUCGCACUUUUUCACUUGGAGAGAGAGGUAUUUUGCAACAUUUUUUGAUACUUCCUGGGUGCAAAAUAGUACGUUUUUUGCCGCUGGCUCAGGUCCCCCCACUGUACAUGGACAGUCCAAUCUAUAAUUUUUUGCAUAUAAUUUGACGUUCUAAAAACGAAAAUUAGUAGUAAAUCAAAAAUUUUUGACCUUUUGCAAUAUUAUCCAUGGCAAAAAUUAAUAAAUUCUUGCCUUUUCUUUCCCCAAACACUCCAAAUUUUUACCAAAAUCCCUUUUAGAUUCCUCAGUGAAGUGAAUAAGAUGCGGAUAUGCAAUACAAUCGCCCUGAAAGGCUCUGCGAUUCUCUUUAUUGCCGUUGGAUUUAUCCCCAACUCAUGGGCGGCCUGGUCCGUGGCUUGUACCACCUUGAACUACGCGGUAAUUGGAGCAAAUUGUGGGGGUUUUUACAAGUGUGGCUCUCUUGUUUCAAGGUAAACUAGCAAAAAAAUAAUUUUUUAUAUAGCUAAAUGCAAAUUCCAGGCAAUACACGCACUUUAUCAUUGCGAAUAUCCAAUUUCUCAAGUGCGUUUCGUUCUUUUACUCCCCUCUGAUGGUCUACUUGUUUGUUUCGGACCAGUCGGAUCGCGAUCAGUGGAGAAUCAUCUACCUAAUUAUGGCUGGGACCUGCAUUGUGGCCAAUAUUUUGUUCCUAAUCUACGUUACCGAUCGGCCUGGGAACUUCACACAGAUCAAUAAGGCCAAUUCGAAGGAAAAUUGGAAUGCAAAAGGCGAAAAAAUUGUCAAACAGUCCUCAAUUUCGGGCUAA